Colletotrichum orchidophilum is the source of this 420-nucleotide messenger RNA. RefSeq lists its product as uncharacterized. The annotation marks the transcript as partial. The record is from RefSeq and is a predicted model, not a curated record. The transcript is spliced from 2 exons. Lineage: Eukaryota; Fungi; Ascomycota; Sordariomycetes; Glomerellales; Glomerellaceae.
GCAUCCCAAGAGGCCGUUGGCAACACCGGACACCCACCCGCUCAUGCGCUGCACCCGCACCGAGUUGUUCCCGGCGUCGAGACUGGCCGCCCGGUGGCUCUAUUCCCAAUGCCUGAGUCUCUCUUUUCCUCUUGGCCAAUGUACAGAUGGGGACCCUCCCUGGUGCAUGUGUCAAAGAGACUCCCCACAGCACAUCUUAUGUCAAUCAUCAGUCUUCCCACCCCUCGGGGUCCUGGCCGUCGUACCUUUUUGUCACAAUUCCUUUCGUCAACCACCCCGUACCCGUGGCUCUGUCGUAUGACGAGCCCGUCCAUCGCCAGUUUUGCUCGCCGUUCCAACCCGCGCCCGCCUUACCAUCACCCCCAUCCUCCUGGUCCACCCUACCCGCAUCCCAGGCCGGAGCUCUGCCCCGGCUCAUAG